This is a messenger RNA of Dipodomys ordii (Ord's kangaroo rat), 1872 nucleotides long. It is a transcript of the gene Slc9b2, whose product is annotated as solute carrier family 9, subfamily B (NHA2, cation proton antiporter 2), member 2. The record is from RefSeq and is a predicted model, not a curated record. Gene Ontology annotation, biological process: proton transmembrane transport. The transcript has 13 exons. Gene Ontology annotation, molecular function: antiporter activity. The coding region runs from base 138 to 1754 and encodes 538 amino acids. Gene Ontology annotation, cellular component: membrane. NCBI's taxonomy places the organism in Eukaryota, Metazoa, Chordata, Mammalia, Rodentia, Heteromyidae.
CCCUGAGAGACAGUGUGGGGUUCCGGGCAGAGACACUGGAAGAUUGAAAAGCAAGAUUAAAAUUGGAUUUGUGCUUAAGACGUGAAAAACAGAUCUCGUUCCUCUCCACCCUAUCAUCUUUGUUGUUAGUGUAAAUUAUGGCAGAUAAAGAUACAGAUAAAGCAAUCCAAUGCCACCAUCUGGAAGCAUCCACUGAGCUGAGUCACCCAGCUGCUGUGCAUGAGGAGACACAGGAGGAGACAGUUAUGAAUUCCAAACAUGUAGAUGGAAAUGAACCAACAGAAGGAAGUAACCUACUGAAUAGCAAUGAGAAAAAGUUACGGGAAACACCCACAGAACUGAAUUGUUUGCAAAGACUGAGAUCUGCGUGGGCUUGCCCUCCACAUGGGCUACUGGGCAGAGUAAUAACAACUGUUACCAUGGUUGUUCUUUUGUGGGCUGUCGUAUGGUCAAUAACAGGCAGUGAAUGCCUUCCUGGAGGAAAUCUAUUUGGAAUUCUAAUCUUGUUCUAUUGUGCUGUCAUUGGAGGAAAACUGUUCAGCCUCAUUAAGUUACCAACAUUGCCUCCACUGCCUCCUCUUCUUGGCAUGCUGCUUGCUGGGUUUCUCAUCAGAAAUAUCCCAGUCAUCAGUGACAAUGUGCAGAUCAAGCACGAUUGGUCUUCCUCUCUGAGGAGCAUAGCCCUUUCCAUCAUACUGGUUCGUGCUGGCCUUGGUUUGGAUCCAAAGGCCCUGAAGAAGCUGAAGGGUGUGUGUGUCCGACUGUCCAUGGGGCCUUGUAUUAUAGAGGCAUGCGCAGCCGCUGUUCUUGCUCACUUGCUGAUGAGGUUGCCAUGGCAGUGGGGAUUUAUCCUGGGCUUUGUUUUAGGUGCUGUGUCUCCGGCUGUGGUGGUGCCUUCAAUGCUCCUUCUGCAGGGAGGGGGCUACGGUGUUGAGAAGGGAGUCCCCACCUUACUCAUGGCUGCUGGCAGCUUUGAUGACAUCCUGGCCAUCACUGGCUUCAACACGUGUUUGGGCAUGGCCUUCUCUACAGGCUCCACAGUGUUCAAUGUCCUCCGAGGUCUUUUGGAGGUGGUGAUCGGUGUGGCAACUGGGAUUUUUCUUGGAUUAUUUAUUCAGUUCUUCCCAAGCACUGACCAGGACAACCUUGCAUGGAAAAGAGCUUCCCUCCUCUUGGGGUUCGCAGUGCUGGCUGUGUUCAGCAGUGUGCGGUUCGGUUUUCCCGGAUCUGGAGGGCUGUGUACCUUGGUCAUGGCUUUCCUUGCAGGCCUGAGAUGGGGCACCACCAAGUCAGAGGUUGAAAAAAUAAUUGCAGUUGCCUGGAAUAUUUUUCAGCCCCUUCUUUUUGGGCUCAUUGGAGCAGAGGUAUUUGUUGCAUCUCUCAGACCAGAAACUGUCGGCCUUUCUAUUGCCACCUUGGGCAUUGCGGUAUUAGUACGAAUUCUGAGUACAUUUCUGAUGGUGUGUUUUGCUGGUUUUAACUUAAAGGAGAAGAUAUUUAUUUCUUUUGCAUGGCUUCCAAAGGCCACAGUCCAGGCUGCAAUAGGGUCUGUGGCUCUGGAUGCAGCAAGAGCUCAUGGAGAGAAGCAGUUGGAAGAGUAUGGAAUGGAUGUGUUGACAGUGGCGUUUUUGGCCAUCCUCCUCACAGCUCCAAUUGGAAGUCUGCUCAUUGGUUUGCUGGGCCCUAGGCUUCUCCAGAAAUUUCAACACCAAAAUGAAGAUGAAGUUCAAGGAGAGACUUCUGUACAUGUUUAAAGGAGAAGCCUGGGCACUUCAUUAGAGGAACUUGGUGGAAAUCUUGUCACAUCCCAACUCCAGAUUCAUCUUCAAACCCAAACAGCUCUGCUUUCCUUGUCUUUUUUCUUUAACUAGA